Molecule: messenger RNA, 2116 nt
Organism: Rhopalosiphum maidis (corn leaf aphid)
Lineage: Eukaryota; Metazoa; Arthropoda; Insecta; Hemiptera; Aphididae
Product: chitooligosaccharidolytic beta-N-acetylglucosaminidase-like
Exons: 9
Coding region: 119-1960 (613 amino acids)
Biological process (GO): ganglioside catabolic process; glycosaminoglycan metabolic process; carbohydrate metabolic process
Cellular component (GO): membrane
Molecular function (GO): beta-N-acetylhexosaminidase activity
Source: RefSeq, a predicted model, not a curated record
GUCUACUAAUAUGCUUCAUAAGCACGCAUUAAUGUCGGACGUCACAAAUAUUAGAAUUUUCUAGUCUUUAAAUAUCUGAUAUUUUAGAAUUGUACAACAAAUAACACGAAAAAUAUUGAUGAAACGUAAUACGAUGGUGGGGUGUGUGCUGAUGGCCGGUGUGAUGCUGUUGUAUCUGAUUGCGGUUAUGCGACAAAACGCUUACGUAGCUGCAGAAGAUGAUAGUGUUACCACCAAGCAGUUGUACUUUGUUAAAUCAUUUAAAUGUAUCAACAAUACAUGUGUCGUCAGCAAAUUGCCUUCAAUGGAAAAAGAGAACAGUGGAGUUGAUGGGUCUGUAGACGUUUGUCGUUUAACCUGUGGACGCUAUGGAUCACUUUGGCCGAAACCAACAGUCAAUACAACGAUAAGACACUCUGUAAUCGAAUUCGGUCUCGAUAAUGUUAAAUUUGAUACAUCGAAGAUGGCUGACCAAUUAAGCAAAGAAUACAUGUCUGAAGCGUCUCAAGUUUUUAUAUUGUCCUUAAAAAAACUAUGUGUCCCAAAUUGUGUUUCCAAUGCAAAUACUCCAAUUAUAUCUAUAUCUACAAGUAAUCCAUUUGAAUAUAUCAAAUUGACAACAGACGAAAGUUAUAGUUUGAAAAUAAAUACCGAGGGAGACAGUAUACUUAUUAAUAUCGAAGCAAAGACCGUUUAUGGAGCGAGAAAUGGAUUGGAAACUGUAAGACAACUUGUUGCUACAUACGGUUCUAUUGUGUCUGGAAAAAAAUUGGUGAUGGCUGGCGAUGUUCAAAUAACUGAUCGACCUAUAUACGCAUACCGUGGUUUUAUGCUCGACACGGCAAGACAUUAUUUCCCAAUAUCAACUAUUAAGCGACAUAUCGAUGCGAUGGCUCAUUCCAAACUAAAUGUAUUCCAUUGGCACGCCACCGAUUCUCAUAGUUUUCCGUUGGAUUUACCUAGUGCGCCAUUAAUGUCUAAAUAUGGAGCUUAUAGUCCUAAUGAAAAAUAUUCGUUUAACGAAAUCAAAGAUCUUCUCAGAUAUGCAUUAGUAAGAGGAGUCAGAAUUAUUAUCGAGAUCGAUUCGCCAGCACACGCCGGUAACGGUUGGCAAUGGGGUAAAGAAUUCGGCUUUGGUGACAUGGCUGUUUGUGUAGACAGAGAACCUUGGAAAAAUUACUGUGUACAACCACCAUGUGGACAGCUCAAUCCAAUCAAUACUAAUACAUAUAAAUGGUUGGGAAAAAUUUAUAAGGACUUAAUAAAUGUACUACCAAAAGGAGAAGCGUUCCACAUGGGUGGCGAUGAGGUUGCUCUAAAUUGCUGGAAUACUACUACUGAAAUCACUGAUUGGAUGAAAAACAACAACCGUAGCUUGGAUGAAGAAGGUUAUUUAAACUUGUGGUCUCAAUUCCAUGCUAAUUCGUUAAGUGAAUACGAUAAAGAAGCUGGAGAUGAUAAAUCCGACAUCAUCGUUUGGUCUAGUGGUUUGACUGAACCUAAAGUUAUAGAGAGGUAUUUGGACAAAAGAAGAUACACCGUCGAAGUUUGGGAAGGAUCAAAUAGUCCAGAAGAACUCGUUAAAUUAGGCUAUAAGGUUAUAAUCGCUUUACAGAGUGUUUACUAUCUUGAUCACGGUUUUUGGUUUUCAACUAAUUAUCAUACUUGGGAAGAAAUGUACAACAAUAAAAUGCCAAAUGUAGACGAUCCAAAUCUUUUAUUAGGCGCAGAAACAUGUAUGUGGUCUGAGUAUGUCGAUGAUAAUGCUAUUGAUUCUAAAGUAUGGCCAAGAGCUGCAGCUUUAGCCGAACGACUGUGGUCAAACCCAAUAACAAAUUCUGUAUCUGCUGAAAACAGAUUCAUACAACAUCGUGAAAGACUGAUAACACUUGGUCUUAAAGCAGACACAGUGACACCGGAAUGGUGUUACAUCCACGAAGGAGAGUGCAUAUUAGAGUAAUACAAUUUUUUUUUUGAAAAUGUAUAGGUUUAAGAAGGGUAUAUUAUUAUUUAUACAUGUAUAUAUUUUCAUAAUAAUAAUAAUGCAAUAUAUUUAAAUAAAUAAUCAAUUUUUUCCAGCAUGCUAUAGAGCGCAUUUAUUUUGCGCAUUAGGUUU